AUGAAUCAUUAUUUAGCUCUGUACGCAACAAAAGCAGCCUCAAGGGAGGAAAUUACUGAAAGGAUAAUUGCUGAGAUGGAGAAGAUUCAAUGUAGAGGGCUAAGAGUUAUCCGAAAUUCACUACAAGCUACAGCAAAUGAAAUUCAUCUAAUAGACCUAGGGAUGAUGUCUGCAAGAGCCUUGCUGGAUAAAAGAGCUUUAUUUUUCUGGGCGAAAGUAUCAAAUGCAAAAGAAGGGAGCAUACUCAAAAAUUUAGUAAAAAUCAAUUAUGAGGAAAAACUGGGUUGAGAAAAAUGAUGUAGAGAAUUAUUGGACAAAUACGGGCUGGAUGAUUGCAUGUUACCAGGAGGGGAAAAUCUGAAGCGAUGGCGAAGAAGAAUGCAUAUGGCUAUAUGAAGAGCUGAUAGGGAAUGGUGCAUUCAACCGAUGCGAGAAGAAAACCUGAAAAACCACGACAUUAUUUUGCGAUAUGAAUGCUGUUACUUGAAAAAUGGCUGAAUUCACAAAACUUAA
Messenger RNA from Blepharisma stoltei, 513 nucleotides. NCBI's taxonomy places the organism in Eukaryota, Ciliophora, Heterotrichea, Heterotrichida, Blepharismidae. The record is from the annotation of a GenBank genome assembly.